UUGUGCCCCCUUGCUUGUAACCCGUGUAGUGCUGUUUUUAUGCAGAUGUGGCCGUAGUUCCAGCGGGACCUCCUCCCCUCUUCCCCCCGCCUUGUGUGCGCAGUGUUGCUGCAUCCUGGAGUCGAACACAGCCACCCCCGCCCGGUGCAGCAUCAUAAAUGACCGCCUGUCUGCACGGUUUAAAACAUUUACUCCAACGUGCUUUUAUCGGAUGUAAAAAUAAAAACACGACCUAAAGUUGAUCUGGUAAAGUCAAAGUGAGGCAACCUCUUCCCUGUUUUGGUUCGGACCUUGUGGGUAUUACUCUACAAAUGGAUAAUGGAGACUGGGGCCAUAGGAUGACUACCCCUGUGACCCUAAACGUUGGCGGCCACCUGUACACCACCAGCCUGUCCACCCUCCAGCGUUAUCCUGACUCCAUGCUUGGCGCCAUGUUCCGGGGAGACUUCCCCACAACUCGCGAUUCCCAGGGGAACUAUUUCAUCGACCGCGACGGAACGCUGUUCCGCUACAUCCUGAACUUCCUGCGGACGUCUGAGCUCACCCUGCCUGUGGAUUUCACAGAGACAGACCUGCUGAGGAAGGAGGCAGACUUCUACCAGAUCGAACCACUGAUCCAGUGCCUUAGCGACCCCAAGCCGCUGUACCCCCCAGACAUCUUUGAGCAGGUAGUGGAGCUCUCCAGCACUCGGAAACUGUCGAAAUACUCCAACCCAGUGGCGGUUAUCAUCACACAGCUCACCAUAACAACGAAGGUCCACGCCCUGCUGGAGGGCAUUUCCAACAACUUUACCAAGUGGAACAAACACAUGAUGGACACCAGGGACUGCCAGGUGUCGUUCACCUUCGGACCAUGUGACUAUCACCAAGAGGUGUCUUUAAGAGUUCACCUCAUGGACUACAUAAUGAAGCAAGGCUUCACCAUCCGGAACACGCGGGUGCACCACAUGAGCGAGCGUGCUAACGAGAACACCGUGGAGCAUCACUGGACUUUCUGUAGACCGGCUCACAAAGUCGAAGACUGACUCAGACCAACGCAGGUGUUGCUACUGUGACAUCACUGUUAGACGUGUCUUUGUAUUACGUAAAACACAAACAGCUGUCCUCUGUUAUAAUAAUGUACUGCUGUUUUUUUUUUUCCCCUCAUGUUUUACCUGAUAUUGUGCAAAGCUAUAAAAGGCUUGAGCCUAAUAACCAGGUCCAGGCAGCAAAAAAAAUAUUAAAAUUGUAGAUUUUUGAUUCGCCAAACACUAUUUAAGGAAAAUAUUUCUUCAUCUAAUCCCGCGUAUGUAUUUUCCUGAUGGAGUAUUUUUGGUUUUGCGAUCUACGAAACAAAGUGUUUUUCAUUUGGGGGGGGGAAAAAAUAUGAAUUUGAUAUUAUUGUUAUUAUUAUAAGUCAGUUGAGCACAGUGAUAAAACAACUUUUGUAAUUUUGGCCAGAAUUGGUUAGGAGUAAGUAAAAAAAAAAAAAAAAAAAAAGGAGAGCAGUAGGUUGCAGUUGACAUUUGAGAGUUCGUUUCCUGCAUUUGGCCGUAAAUAUAAAAACAUAACAUUUCAGUUCAUUUAAGCUCAAUUUGUAGGAACCUUUCCAAAAAAGAAAACAAAAUUGGAAAAAGUCCUUAAUGAGAAAAAAAAAGUUUUAAAAAAAAAUCCCUCCACUGUGUAUGGAGUGUACUGUUUAAUUACUAAAACUUAUAACUGUCUUUUGUCCAGUAGAUGUUUGGUGAGUAAAAUUAGACGUAGUCUCUUAGAUCCCUCGUAGACCCCAUGUACGGUACUAUUAGGCCCCUUCAUAGUUGAGGCAUGUGUCUUAUGUAUGUGUAAUUUAUGGAUCUGAUGUGUGCACUUUAUGAUGCUAUGUCAUAAUGUCAUUUCAGCAGUAAUGUGUUUAGUCAUUCCAGCCAAAAAUAAACCAGUUUUUGUAUUUCA
Messenger RNA from Fundulus heteroclitus (mummichog), 1929 nucleotides. RefSeq names its product potassium channel tetramerization domain containing 6b (gene kctd6b). The record is from RefSeq and is a predicted model, not a curated record. Gene Ontology annotation, molecular function: protein binding. Lineage: Eukaryota; Metazoa; Chordata; Actinopteri; Cyprinodontiformes; Fundulidae. The transcript is spliced from 3 exons. Gene Ontology annotation, biological process: protein homooligomerization. The coding region runs from base 312 to 1025 and encodes 237 amino acids.